Jaculus jaculus (lesser Egyptian jerboa) is the source of this 516-nucleotide messenger RNA. Its product is annotated as ferritin light chain-like. The coding region runs from base 1 to 516 and encodes 171 amino acids. NCBI's taxonomy places the organism in Eukaryota, Metazoa, Chordata, Mammalia, Rodentia, Dipodidae. Gene Ontology annotation, biological process: intracellular iron ion homeostasis; iron ion transport. Gene Ontology annotation, molecular function: ferrous iron binding; ferric iron binding. The transcript has a single exon. The record is from RefSeq and is a predicted model, not a curated record. Gene Ontology annotation, cellular component: cytoplasm.
AUGAACGCCCAGAGCUGUCAAAAUUAUUCUACACAGGUGGCGGCCACUGUGGACCGCCUGAUUGGCUUGCAUCUACAGGCCACAGAUACCUACCUCUCUCUAGGGUAUUAUUUCGAAGGCAACAUGUCUUUGGAGGGUGUGGACCACUUCUUCCGAGACCUGGCUGAGGAGAAGCGUCAGGGUGCCUUUCUUCUCUUGAUGAAAUAUAAUAACAGAAACCACCAGCUCUUCCCUAAUGGACAGAUGCUGCCCUCAUACGAGUGGCAUAGCAGCUUGGAUGCCAUGAAAACUGCCCUGGCUUUGGAGAAGAAGUUGAACCAAAUGUUUUUGGAUCUGCAUACACUGAGUUUUGCCAAUGCAGAUUUUAAUAUCUGCUGUUUCCUGGAGAUCCACUUCUUAAAGAAGGAGCAGAAAGUCAUCAAGAAGAUAGAAGAGUACCUGACUUACCUUCAUGGGCAAGCCAGUGAAGAGGACAAUCUAAGUAAGUAUCUCUCUGAAAAGCUCACCUUCAACUGA